Molecule: messenger RNA, 3997 nt
Organism: Apis dorsata (giant honeybee)
Lineage: Eukaryota; Metazoa; Arthropoda; Insecta; Hymenoptera; Apidae
Gene: Doa
Product: serine/threonine-protein kinase Doa
Exons: 10
Coding region: 475-2667 (730 amino acids)
Biological process (GO): protein phosphorylation
Cellular component (GO): nucleus
Molecular function (GO): protein kinase activity; ATP binding
Source: RefSeq, a predicted model, not a curated record
CGUACCUCUGGUCGAGUGAUGAAUCUGCGAUCAGAAGCGUGUUCUCACUCCCCGCCAAUCGUCUCUGGAUCACUCUUUAUUAUCUUCCGCCUUGCGCUUUUAUUUCAUCUUUCUUCUUUCUCUGUUUUGCCGUUAUCGCGCGUAUGCCUUGUACUUGGAUGCUCGUGAGUCGAUGUUGUUUUCGCCAUCGUUAGUGCGAUCCUCUCGCAUGUGUCGCGUUAAGGACAUCAAGCAAGGUCUAGAGGAAUGACCUUGAAAUCGUGUGUGUAUGCUAAGUCCAAGAAGCUGUGAAACGCGCACCAUUGCUGAAUUCGAAAACAAACAGGAUUACUCAAGGAACCAGCUGCUGAAACAUCGAGCUUGGAAUACCGGAUUCGAAAGAAGAAUUUUGAGUAAUUUUCCUCGCCACGACUUUGAUCUCUCAAGUCGUUGAAUCGUCAGAGGAACAGCUGUGAGCGUUGAAACUGCGUCUCGAUGUUCAUCUUCGCGCCACGCGACAAUAUGUCGACGUCUCGUCAGGAUUCGGCGGGCCGGCGAAAUCGGUACGCACGUUCCUCGACGACUACGAGCGUCACUCAACUACUCAGUGAUUCGUGCUCGAGUCUGUUGCAAAGACUGACCACCAGAGUUCGCGGGACGUCGACCGUGAACGACAACAUGGUGAACAAACCUACAAUUAUUACCAGACAUUCUCCUAUAAUCAACCAAUUAAACAGCGCCAGGGCUCGCAUAGAGGACAAGUACUGCACCAUUCUGGACAAAUAUUCCAGAAAGAAGCAUACAGACCGUCCCUCGGUCGAUUAUGGGCCACGUACUCGCGAAAGAGACACGUAUUUUCGCCGCGAAGACAGUCCAUUCGUUCGAGAUGAGAAAACUUUGGAACCUUCGAUGACCCGCACCGUGAUUAAAAGUCCUACUAGUGUGAUCCUUUCUGAAAAAGCAUAUCCUUAUGUAAAAACCUCCAAUGUGAAAGACUUCAAGCGCGAUAAGACGCCCGGAUAUCACCGCACGGAUAAACACUCUUUGUUAAACUCGGAUACAUAUAAAAGGUAUGGAAGACACAAGUCUGGUCACGCAGAGACACGUACCAGAAAAGUGAGACCCUAUCGAAAUGGAAAGAGUGAACAAUUGGAAUCCUCGUCGACUGCUCUUCGACUAACCAGACCUAUGAAAGUGGAAUCUUUGACACCCAAAGAGAAAAAUGAGGAAGAUCCUGACAAGACACCGACUAGCAGCAUGAUUAAAGAAACUGUGACGAACGAUAAUAUUACUGUUGCAACAGUUGAGAUUGAAGAAAGUGAUCCAGCCAUUUCUGAGAGAGCAGCAAAACGAAAGGAGAUACAAAGUUUGAUUUUAAAAUAUGCCGCUAUGGAAGAAACGUAUAGCCAGUUGGCGGCAGGUGGCCAGGUGAAAAUGAGGCCGAGUACCACGGACAAAAUCGCCAGCAAAUAUAAGAAAAGCACGCGCCAAAGCGAACGAAAAGACGCGUCGAAGAGCGCGAUGGCCGUGAGUGUCGUUGACAACCACGUGGACGCGAUUCAACACGCGAUUAGCCCACGACCGCCCUCCGUCGAGGACGACGAAGACGGCCACCUUGUUUACCAAUCCGGCGACAUCCUGGCAAAUAGAUAUAAAGUACUGGCCACCCUAGGAGAGGGUACUUUUGGAAAAGUUGUCAAGGUUAAGGACUUGCAAAUGGAUCACGUGAUGGCGCUGAAAAUCAUCAAGAACGUAGAGAAGUAUAGGGAAGCCGCGAAGCUCGAAAUAAACGCUUUAGAGAAAAUUGCGACCAAGGAUCCGGAAGGCCAACACUUGUGCGUGAAAAUGCUCGAUUGGUUUAAUUAUCACGGACAUAUGUGUAUCGCCUUCGAAAUGCUUGGACUUAGUGUAUUUGAUUUUUUGAGAGAUAACAGUUAUCAGCCUUAUCCAUUGGAACAUGUCAGGCACAUUGGAUAUCAAUUAUGUUAUGCCGUCAAAUUCUUACAUGAUAACAAACUCACGCACACUGAUUUGAAACCAGAAAAUAUAUUAUUCGUAGAUUCCGAUUAUGAUAGUAUAUAUAGUAGCAAAAAGCGAAGAGAUAUUAGACGUGUAAAACGGACAGACAUUAGACUCAUUGAUUUUGGUAGUGCCACAUUUGAUCAUGAACAUCAUAGCACGAUUGUUAGCACAAGACAUUACAGAGCGCCUGAAGUAAUUUUAGAAUUAGGAUGGUCUCAGCCUUGUGACGUAUGGUCGAUUGGCUGCAUUCUCUUCGAACUGUACCUGGGUAUUACUUUAUUCCAAACACACGACAACCGUGAACAUUUAGCGAUGAUGGAACGUAUACUUGGCACAAUUCCACACCGUAUGGCUCGUAAAACUAAAACUAAGUACUUCUAUCAUGGCAAAUUAGAUUGGGAUGAAAAAAGCUCAGCAGGCAGAUACGUUCGAGAUAAUUGCAAACCUUUACAUCGUUGUAUGCUUUCUGAUGACGAAGAACAUCGACAAUUGUUCGAUCUCAUUCAAAAAAUGUUAGAAUAUGAACCAUCACAGAGGAUAACAUUGAAGGAUUCAUUGGCACAUCCCUUUUUUGAUGCGUUACCUGCACAUCAAAGAUUACCAGAUCUUCGAGCAGCUGGUGAUUCCCAACAAAGUCACGAACGAUCACAUUCUCUCUCACGAUGAAGCUAGGAAAGGGACCGAUUUCCGUGCUGGACAGACACUCCACUGUCAAUGACACUACUGUCCUACGUCGCUAUUUUCAAAUCCUUAAGUCUCAUAAGACUGUACUUUUCCGGCAAUAAUAAGAUUCGAUGACGUCAACCGAUAUUUAAAUAAAAUUAAACAAUUAGAUAAAAAAAAACAAAAUUUUAUUAGGAAAUAUGAUUAAAUUUGUUAACAACAAUUGAUGAUAUUGAUUAAAUCGUAAAUCGUAUUAUUCAUUAACGACGUAAAAUAAAAGAAAAAGCAGUAGUGCAAUGGUGCUGUGGAACUCGGAUAUAACUUAUAUAUGAUAAUAUAAUAUAUCAUCAAAAAUCUUUGCAUAAAAAUGUGCAAAGUUGUUUUCUUAUCUCUAUUUACGAGACAUUAAAAUUGGUAAAUAGCCAAACCAACUUGACAAAAUGUAGGUCCCUGUUACUGGUUCAUAGAAAGACCAGUGUGUCUGCUCAGUGUAGCGUAACAGCGUCCCGACAUUGUAAACUUUUUCUAAAUGCUCUUCUGUACAUUUUAUCCUUAAUUUUAUUACAAUGUUAUUAUGCAACAAAGUUUGGAGUAAAGAAGGGUCGCAGUUUAUACUCUGUUUGUUAUAGAUUGAUGACCAUGGCGUGUAUUAGUAGUAAGAAUCAGAUUUAGCAUUAAGAUACAAGUAAAUAUAUGCGUACGUGUUAAUGAUAUUAAAAUAAGAUUAACAAAGAGAAAGUGAGAGUGAGAAAGAAAGGGUGUGUGAGAGAGACAAUGAACGCCAAUUCACCGUCGUAAAAUACACAUAUUAAUGUUUUCAAAAAUCAUAAGAUAUAGCAUACGAUUUGUCUUAGAAAGUGCUAAUGUAUCUUUUUCGAUGCUUUAGGAUAUGGCUAAUAUGAAAUUUUCUUUUUUUUUGGGUUCACUAUAUAUCUGAAUUUCGUUGCAUUGUUUUACGAUGUUGCAGACAAUCAUGUGUGUUUUAAGUUUCGUCGAUUCGAUUAAAUGGCUAAGCCAGAUAGAUUGUUUUUUAAAUACACUUAAUAUUGGAAGUUUUACGCGUAUGUCGCAUAUCUUUAAAAAAGAAAUGCGGAUUUACGUGCCUAAGAACAUCUCUGCUUUUAUUUUGUUUAAAUAUAGGAAUGUAUUCUUAAAAAUUAUGGAACUCUUACCACUUAUGUACAUCUUGUUUGUCUCUUUUAGUUCUUAUACAUACAACAUGACGGAAUCUUAUCACAUCCUGCUGCUCGUACAAAAAGAAAAAGGAAUAUAUAUCUGAAUACUGUGAAAAAAUACUGUUUCGAGUAGCAAUAAACACAUUUCUUUCAAAUAA